UUCAUCGACACAGCGACACCGUCACUUUUUUCACCCACCUUGAUUAUGAAUCCCGACCAAAAUAACCCUACAAACAUAUUAAGAUAGCUCCGUUUAUCUAUACUAUCACUAUGGCGUGAAAGCGAACCGCUGUCCUUUUGUUCAUCGACGCAGCAGCACUACCGGUAGAUUUUGUAAAGCUAUUUUUCUUCGUUCUAUCAAGUUCUCCGAGCGAUAAACUUCGUCUGUGGAAGUGGUACUUUUUGUCGACAGAAAAGUUUUAUUUUCCGCACCAGGAGCUGCACCUCAUCCUCAGUCAUCAUGUCCUCCAAGCUUGACAUUCUUGCGCGGUACGCCGGGGGCGGAGCCGGUGCACAGAACAGCAGUGGCAAGGAGAAGGGCCACAAGAAGCAAAAGGCAGAAAAGAACAUCAUGCUGAGGGUGCGCGACGAGGGCGACAUUGAUGACAUGCGGCGACAAAAGCCGAAGAAAAAGCGGAAGCGCGAAGACGAGCUCGGGAUGGAUCUGGAGCGCGGCGACGUGCAGAUCGUGAAUAGUGCGGAUCUGUUGACGGCGCAGAGUCGCAUUAAAGAAAACAAGAUUCUGACCAGUGUGUUUGACCCCGAUUCAGCUGCAAUAAACGAUCGCGGAACAAACAACAAUACCUACCGCGAGGACCGCAACGCGGACGCGGUUGUUUCGAACUUCCGGGCGAGAAACAAGAGGGAGCAUAUGACAACAAGUACAACAAACAUUGAAAAAAAGAAAUCUCCUGUUCGCGGCCGGGGUGCAGUGGUCGGCCACCGGGCGGAAAGCGACAGCGACGCGUCCGUUCCACGUGAGAGACCCGCGGGCAGGAAUGAACGAAUCGCAAAGAAAGAAAAUGAUUCCGAUAGCGACGUGAGCUUACCGAGAGAGCGACCUGGUGACCUGACAUCAAAGCGCGGCCGCAAGGAGACCGUAUCGGACAGCGAUGCGAGCCCGCCCCGCGAAAAUAAAGCGAAAGCAAAUUCGUCACCUCUGCCUCCUGCUUCCCGUGGUCGCGGAGGAGGACCCCGUUCCGAUAACGACGCCAGCCCGCCCCGGGAGCGGUCGUCCGCAGGGCAGAAGGCGGGGAAAGAGCAGCAGGGUAAGCACAGCGCGCGGGGGUCUGAGUCAGACAGCGAUGCCAGCCCGCCACGAAGUAGAGGGCCUGCUGCGAACGGUGGAGAAGUAGUAGAUGAUGCGCAAAAGAAGCAAGCUGCUGCUCAACAGGAGAAUGAUUCCGACAGCGACGUGAGCCUGCCACGGGAGAGGCCAGCAACGACGGCAGCUGCACGACAGGAGCAGAACGACAACGACAGCGAAGAUCAUAAAGCGAAAAAUAAGCGAAGAAAAGGGUCUGGUGCGGGGGCCGCUGAAGAUAAAAAAGACGGCGCCGACAGCGACAUCCUGAGUUCGUCGGACAGCGAUGUUAGUUUGCCCCGCGAAAGACCAGCUGGAGCUGGUCCGGCCGGCAGCACGGGAGACAAAGCAUCACCGAGGCGGCGCGCUGCGAGCGACAGCGACGCCAGUCCUCCGCGCGAGCAGGGGCGAAAAGAAGCCGAAAAUUCGGAGGAGGCGGGGGACACGCGCGUGGGGCACUGGAAGGCGGGGAUCAUGACAAACGAGGACAUCCAGAAGCAGAACGCGGAAAUUGCGCGGCGCAAGGAGAUUGAGCGCGAGCGCGCGGAGCGGAUCCACAAGGCCAACCAGCAGCAGACCAAGUUCCGCGACGCUCAGGGCCGGCUCAUUUCCGCGGAGGAAUACAAAAAACAGCAGGAGCGGAAGAAGCGCAAGCAGUACGACCGCCAGGACGCGUCCAAGUGGGGCAAGGGCCUGGAGCAGGAGCGACGCCAGGAGCAGAGGCGGGAAUACGAAAAACGCGUCGGGGAGGAGGAAACCUUCGCCCGGCACACGAUCGACGAGCACUUGUCGGCGGAGAACAAGGCGAAGGACCGGUGGGACGACCCCUUGGCCGAGUUCGAGGCGAAGCACGUUGCGGGGGACGCGGCCGCGAAGAAGACGUCGAAGAACAAAGAUGGAACUCCCGCAACAGCUCCAGCUGCACCGCCUCCUCCUAAGCCGAAGUGCAAAUUUGCGAUGCCCACGAAUCGGUACAACAUCAAGCCGGGGUACCGCUGGGACGGAAAGAUCCGCGGGACCGGGUUUGAAGAAAAUAUGUUGGCGGCCAUGAAUCACGCACAGCAGCGGCAAGCCGCGAAGGACCUUUGGGAGAGGCGGGAAUGGUGAGUGCGGUGGUGGAGUAGACAUGGUCUAUAGUCAUGCAGCUGAUGUUGAUAAUCUGUGUGCAAGACGUUCCCGUGCCAAACGACAAUGAGGGUGUUGUAAGUCGUAAGAGCUGGCACUUGUUACAAUACGACAGUGGCCGAAGUGAUUUGCAGUUCCACGUUCUAUAAUGGAUGAUGAUGAGCUUGAGCUCCAUCUGCUUCGGCCGCAUCAAAAAGGGAGCGAGGAUGAAAAGACGUUUCAGUCAAUCAAACGACGCUACAGCCAUGAACCGCGACAUAAAAUUUCUUCAACUUAUUCUCAAUCAUAACGAGGAUAUCUUCAAUAAAAAACUAGAAUAGCAUAGAUUAGCGGACCAGGCCUGGGACUGCUAGCGCGCGAC
Molecule: messenger RNA, 2629 nt
Organism: Amoebophrya sp. A120
Lineage: Eukaryota; Dinophyceae; Syndiniales; Amoebophryaceae
Source: the annotation of a GenBank genome assembly